This is a messenger RNA of Paramecium primaurelia, 1917 nucleotides long. The record is from the annotation of a GenBank genome assembly. Lineage: Eukaryota; Ciliophora; Oligohymenophorea; Peniculida; Parameciidae.
AUGGAAGGAUACUUAAUGAAGUGGACUAACAUUUUUCAAAGAUGGUAACCACGGUAUUUUAUUCUUUAUGAUGAUAUUCUAACAUAUUGUGAGUAAAAGGGAAGUUCUGUUGAAGGUCGAGUAAGUUUGAAAAUAUCUGGGAUUUUUACAGUUUAAGAUGAUCCUUUAGAAAUUUUGAUAUAAACAGGAACUAAUGAAUUAAAAUUAAAGGCCAAUUCUCAAUCUUAAUUUUUAGAUUGGUUUAAUGCAUUAUAAAUUGCAUAAGAAAAAUCAUAAAAAAAUAAGGUUUAAAACUUUGAAAGUCAAAUCAAUGAUUUACUUUCAACAAUUUGGGUUACAUUUGCAGCAUUUGAUGAAACAUUGAAUACACUUUAAAUUAAUUGCUCUAAAUUUUAGUAUGAAUUAAUUACUAAAUUACACACUCUUGGUUAGAAUUUAAAAACAUUUCUAACUUUGGGAUUUACUUUAAUAGAAUAAGAAAAAGAAAGAUUUGAGAAUGAUGCCAAUAGUGUUUAUGAAAGUUUUAAUGAAAUGUAAAGUGUAAUACCGAAUAAUGGAAUUCCUAAAUAAAUAUAAAUCAAAGUUUAAGAAUUUGAUACUCCUUAAAGAGGAAAUUCAUUCAAAAGUAUAUUAGAUUCAAUUAAACAUUCUUAACCAAUUAAAUAUGUAAGAUAUAUUAUAAUAAACUAGAGAAAUCUUGUAAAUAGUCCUGUUUUUACAAAAAUAUAUAUAACAGAUGAACCAGAAAGAACAUGUUUACCAUAUAAAUAGGAUCCCAAAGAGAAAUUUAAUAUUUGGCCAUUUCUUAAAUCAUGUAUUGGAAAGGAUCUAACUAGAAUUCCAUUUCCUUGUAUAUUUUAAUAAUUUAAUUUUUAGUGAUAUUUCAUUAACCAAUGUCAGUUUUAUAAUUAAUUGUACAAUAAUUUGCUUAUUUCGAUUAAAUUAAGAAAGCUAGUCAAUGUGAAGAUUCUUGUAAAAGAAUGUGUCAUAUUAUUGCAUUUACAUUGUCUCGAUUGUCAUCAACAUUGGAUGGUUAAAAGAAACCAUUUAAUCCACUUUUAGGAGAAACUUAUGAAUUUUUAACUCCUGAUUAUAGUAUUGUAUGUGAAUAAGUUUCACAUCAUCCACCAAUAUCAGCUAUGCAUUGUGAAGGCAAGGAUUUUAAGUUUUGGUCAUAGAAUGAUGCUUCAAUAGGAUUUGGAGGAACUUAUAUAAAAAUUUAAAUAGUUGGUAAAUCUCAUAUCUAUUUAAAACGAUUUAAUGAACAUUAUAGUUUUGAUAUGCCAAAUAUGCAUAUUAAAAAUCUAGUAUUUGGAGAGAAAUAUUUUGAACAUGUUGGAAAGAUUAAAUAUGUAAAUCAUUAGACAGGAGAUAUUGGUAUAGUUGAUUUAAGAGAAUAUGGAGAAGGCAAGGUAUAUAAUAUAAUUAAUUUUUAAAGAAUUUUUCUUAAGUCUAAGCUGAAGUGAGAGAUUGUAAUAACAAUUUAAGAUAUUAGAUUACUGGUUUUUAUAAUUAAGCCUUAUAUGCAGGUAAUGAAUUACUAUGGUAACGAAUUAUGCCUAGCAAAGAAGCUUAUUACUAUUAUAAUUAUAUUCCUUUAUAAAUGUAAGCAAACUAUCUCAAUACAGAAAUUUUACUUGUAAUUUAAAUUGAUUAUAUAAGUAAAUACCUUGUACUGAUUCGCGUUUAAGACCAGAUAUUGCAGCUUUGGAACAUGGUUGGAAAGAAAUUGGAUAAGAUGAAAAAGUUAGAAUGGAAGAGAAGUAAAGAGAGAAGAGAAGAAUUAUGGAAUAAAGAAAUGAAGUUCAUAUUCCUAAAUUCUUUGAAAUAAAAGAAGAUAUUGAUACAAAAUCUAAAGGAUAUGUAUUUAAAGGGAAUUAUUGGACAGAAAAACAUGAAGUGAUGGAUAUAUUUUGA